Molecule: messenger RNA, 2127 nt
Organism: Morchella sextelata
Lineage: Eukaryota; Fungi; Ascomycota; Pezizomycetes; Pezizales; Morchellaceae
Exons: 5
Coding region: 1-2127 (708 amino acids)
Biological process (GO): regulation of MAPK cascade; intracellular signal transduction; protein phosphorylation
Cellular component (GO): cytoplasm
Molecular function (GO): protein serine/threonine kinase activity; ATP binding
Source: RefSeq, a predicted model, not a curated record
AUGGGUGAGAAAGGCGGUCCGCCAAGCCCACCGAAAGCUUACACCAGCUCAGGCACAAUGAGCCCCAAGAGGAAUUCGGAUGAGGUGAAGCCACUACCGAGUGCGAAAACAAAGCUAGGGUUUUCAAAGUUCAUGAACAGUAUGCUUGGGUCGAAGAGAGUAGAAAUCUCACACCCCACAAAUCCAGUUCAUGUCACCCACGUGGGGUUCAAUUUCGUCACGGGAGAGUUUACCGGAUUACCCAAAGAAUGGCAGCGAUUAUUACAGGAAAGCGGAAUAACGAAAAAGGAGCAAGAGCAGAACCCCCAGGCUGUUAUGGAUAUUGUCGCAUUCUACAGCGAUGUCAGGGGCGGUAAAGGUGAUGAUGGAGUUUGGAAGAAGAUUCCUCAACAGCUGGAAAAUGAGAUGCUACAGCAGCAGCAGCUGCAGCAGCAACAACUACAGCAGCUACAGCUACAGCAACAGCAGCAGCAGCAGCUUCCUCCGCAUGUUGGAUCCCCGACCCCUGCGCAAACCCCAACGAUGGUCAGCCCACCCUUGAUGAGUCCUCCUAUAAGUCCUCGAUUUCCUUCGAACCAUGAGUUCAGCUUUGAAAACCCUCGAGCACCCCCUCCAGUCCCUAGUAAAUCUCGGGGCCCGGGGCCUAUGUCGCCCGUGCUUCCACGAGAAACAAACUCGAUUGUUCCCAAUCGUCCAGCGCCUCGACCUCCUGCUUCCCCACCUCGGGAAGUUAGUAAAGUAGGUCACUAUAGCUUACAGUCAAGGCCACCAGUAACACCGGCACCGACGCCUCAACAGCUCCAACAAAUCACUUAUGUGCAAUCACCAGUUGAGCAAUUGCAACAGGACACAUACCAACCUCACGAUGAAUAUGACUUUAUAUCUGCGCCAAGCUCUAACUCUCCCAUAAUACAUCAAAGUCGGAUUCCCAGGGAUGAAUCACCCCCCAGAAAUGUAGAUCCAUUCAGACAUCAAUCAAGUAGUGCUUAUGCCACAGCAAAAACAACAAAGUCGCCUGUUUUCACACAAGCCCAUUUCCAGCAACACCAUCCGUCUCAGCCACAUGGAUCACCCCAUGCGGAAUACGUUGAAUCUCAACAUCUCCAACGUGCGCCUUCAACCCAGCAAAAGCUUAGCCAUAGUCACUCCCAGAACCAGCACCAAACUCAAGGAGGAAAUGUGGGACCAGUUCCGGUACAGCGACGUCACAACAGGAAGCAGCCUAGCAGUAGCAUCGAUAUCGUGACCCGUUUAAACGCUAUUUGUACAAACGCCGAUCCCACAAAGCUUUAUCGCAGCCUGAACAAAAUUGGCCAGGGAGCUUCUGGCGGCGUGUAUACAGCUUACCAAGUCGGGUCAAAUCGCUCUGUGGCUAUCAAACAAAUGAAUCUGGAACAGCAACCUAAAAAGGAUCUGAUUAUCAACGAAAUUCUAGUCAUGAAGGAUAGCAAACAUAAGAACAUUGUAAACUUCAUGGAUAGCUUCCUUCAUAAAGGAGACUUGUGGGUUGUGAUGGAAUAUAUGGAGGGAGGAAGCUUGACAGAUGUCGUUACUUUCAACAUUAUGUCCGAGGGCCAAAUUGCAGCUGUCUGCAGAGAGACUCUUCAAGGCUUACAACAUUUGCAUUCCAAGGGUGUCAUCCAUAGAGACAUCAAGUCCGACAAUAUUCUAUUAUCACUUGAAGGUCACAUCAAACUGACCGAUUUCGGGUUUUGCGCGCAAAUAAACGAGGCCAUGAUGAAAAGAACCACCAUGGUAGGGACACCAUAUUGGAUGGCACCUGAAGUUGUGACUAGGAAAGAAUAUGGGCGAAAGGUCGACAUUUGGAGUUUAGGAAUUAUGGCGAUAGAGAUGAUUGAAGGAGAGCCACCUUACCUAACAGAAUCGCCGCUUCGUGCUCUAUAUUUGAUCGCGACGAAUGGGACACCACAUCUGAAGGAACCAGACCAAUUGUCUGUACAACUCAAAGACUUCUUAAACAAAGCCUUAGAAGUUAGUCCGGAUAAGAGACUGUCAGCGGGUGAAUUGCUUCAGCAUGUGUUCCUUCAAACCGCGGAUCCUCUAUCUAGCUUGGCACCUCUGGUAAAAGAGGCACGGAAAGCUAGAGCUCAGGAACGACAAAGGUGA